Molecule: messenger RNA, 2031 nt
Organism: Penicillium chermesinum
Lineage: Eukaryota; Fungi; Ascomycota; Eurotiomycetes; Eurotiales; Aspergillaceae
Exons: 5
Coding region: 1-2031 (676 amino acids)
Molecular function (GO): NAD+ poly-ADP-ribosyltransferase activity
Source: RefSeq, a predicted model, not a curated record
AUGUCUACCAUUCCAGUCACAAGCACUUCAUCGAAAGUCAUAGACCUAUCAGCCGUGACGAAUCUCGCCAACGCCCCUCUGAGUGAGAAAAGUUCCGAUUUUCUCCAGGGGGUCGUGAUUGCAGUGACUCACGAGCUGAUUCGCGAGAUGCCUCCUGGAGGGUUCUCCUGGGUUCAGGAGGUGACUGAAAGGCACGGGGGCAAGUUCGCUGGCUUUAACCAAGCUGGUUGCACGCAUCUCAUCUCAGCUAAAGAAUAUUCUGGACGUCUGUUCCACCAUACCAGGACAGGUUGGACAUCCGCCAAGAAGAAGACUUACCAAUGUGUUGAUUUGACCUGGCUUUCAACUGCUUUGGCUGAUUUGAGCUUGAGCGAAGGACAGGUUUCUCCACCAACGAGUUUGAAAGACACUGAUAGUUCCCCCAUGCAACCAAAUUCCUCCAAGCGAAAACUGGAGGACAUCCCUGAGCCUUGCAGGAAAAGGCAGAAGGAUGCCAUUCGAUCAAAGCCUUUUCUGACUGCCAUUGUGGAUGAGUGUUGCCAAGGGCGAGGCUACUCAGUCUUUAUGGAUGACGAUGCAGUCUACGAGGCAACGCUUGUAUGCUAUGACGAAUAUGGCCCUCAUAUCGACCUAUGCCACAUGCAAGUUCUCUGGAAAGGUGAUACGGAUCAAUACGGACUCUGGACUGGAACAGAGGUUGUCGCCCCUUACAACAAGUACCAAAGAGUCACCAAUAGGAGCGCAUCUGGUCAUAUAAAGCAGCAUUUCUGGAAAAGAAGUGGCAAAAAGGAAACGGUCGUCGCCAGGUUCAGAAGGUUAUUCAAGGAAUACACAGGUCUUAUAUGGGAAGAUCGACACAAGCCACCCAAAAAGAACAAAUGGCUUCUGAUCAAACCUCAGUACGAAGAUAUCGAAGCUGAACUAUCCGCUCGAGUAACAAAGACCAGCCUGGAGCCAGGGAUUCGAGAAGUCUUCGAGGCUAUUUCUGAACAGCUAACCCAUCAAUUUGUGACAAGGCUGAUUGAAACAGUCUCUGAGGGAAGGUUCAAGGAGUUCGCCACUGAAAGACACCAGCAUUACCUACGUACGGGGAUUCAUGCGUUGAGGAUGUUAUCAGGCCUUUCCGAAAACGACAGUCUUGUCAAAGACCUGGCUCAAGUUUAUGAGUUUCUUGUUUGGCCAGAUCUAACCUUUAUGGGCUUCGGUUUACCGCUUCUUUCAUCUCCAGGAAUGAUACAAAGCGAGCUGAAGAAUUUGAUGUUUUUGCAGAAUCUGAAAUUCAUGCAAGCGCUCGUGAGCCAGCCCUCCCUGCAAGGACCUGCACAGAUCGCUCCACAAUUACACCGCAUCUUGGGUCUGAAGGGCAUCAAAAGAGUUGACUUUGAGGAGUUUCAACGUAUUAAGAGCUACUUCGUACAAUCCUCAGUCGGCACUGUGAAGGACAAGCAGGUUCUAGGAAUAUAUCGUAUCGAACGUCAAUCCGAAGCCGAUCACCUCAAAAAUUUCCGAAAGUCCCACCCAGAUAAGGCUGGCAGGUCCCUCCUUCUUUGGCACGGCUCCAUUCUGAGAAAUUUCCUAGGGAUACUUGGCCAAGGUCUGCGGCGGGAUGUCCUAUCACACAUUACUGACUCCUCUGUUGGCACCAAAUGGCGAUCCGGCAUAUUUUUUGCCGAUCUCGCUCGCAAGUCGAUGUACUAUUGCAAGAGAAAAAACACUCGCACCGCAAUCAUUCUUCUAUGUGAGGUCGAGGUUGGGAAAAAGGUGAACUCGAUUUUUACAUUCCAUAAGCAUGCGGAAAAAGAAAUGGCCGGAAAAGGCGAAAUAUCUGUCCACCUGAAUCGCGGGAACAACGAACCUAUAUGGUGGCUGGAUGCCGGCACUAAAUUCCAAAGCCAAGGCCUACGGGGCAUUCGGCUGCUUGAUCUUGACAAUAUGAGCCACAAAGCGCUCAGAGGUCAUGCGCACGAGCAUAUUGUUUAUGAUGAAUCGCAGAUCAGAAUGCGUUAUAUGAUUCAUUUUCAGACGGGGUAA